CCACUGCUGAAAGAGAUUAUCUACAACAUGAAAAAUGCAAGCGGGGAAUCAUCACCUUCUCCAAGAUUCUAUAUGUACUCCGCUCAUGAUACGACAGUUGCAGCCUUCCUGAGCGCUAUGCAGGUGUUUGAUCUCCACCAGCCCAUGUAUCGUGCCCUGGUCAUGGUGGAGCUGCAUCACAUUAACGACCAACAUGUGGUCAAGAUUUUCUACAGGAAUGAGACCACUGCAGAUCCCUAUGAGCUUUCCCCGCCAGGCUGUAAGAAUCCUUGCACUCUGGACUCCUUUAUCGAGGCUACCAAGGCGACAGUCCCUGAGGACUGGGAGAAAGAGUGCCAAGCUCUGAAUUCCUCUGCUUCCCACAAGCUCUCUCCAGCUUCUUGGAUAGCCCUGGUCAUCGGCAUUUGCUUCUGUUCCAUCUUAUGCGUUGUACUUGUGGUGAUGGUUUUACGACUACGGACUAAAAGAAAUGCUACAUAUUCAAGACUUUAAUUUUUCUUCCAACUUAAUCUGUGUGUUAUAUAUGCAUUGCAUUUUUGCUUAAAAAAAAUUCAAGUGAAAUGUCUGUUAAUGAACUGUGUUGUUGAUUCUUAUGAUUUUUGUGUUCGUUUGUCAUGAGGAGUUGGUGGGUCUCUCCUGAUCUGACUUGAGUGUAGUACUUAUGUAGAGUGAAAGUAAUAUAUGUGUAGCUCUGGUAGAUGAAUUUUUUGAAUGAAUUGCUGCUGAUCUGAUGAAUGUUAUGACAAGACUUUUGUGUUCAUUUUAUGUUUGUCCUAUAUUGUCCUGAUGUUCUUUUGGCAAAAGGGGUUUCUGUAACGGCAGGUCAUCAUGCCAUUGGUCAACCUAUUAUGCGUUGGAGGUUGGCCUGUAAUCGGAGAUCCAACCUCAAGAAUAACCUGGGGGCUCUCGUGGUCUAGAGAUUACGGUGUUCGCCUCUCAUUCAAAAGGUCCUUGGAUCGAAACCUGACAGCGACGGAAAA
Aplysia californica (California sea hare) is the source of this 980-nucleotide messenger RNA. Its product is annotated as prostatic acid phosphatase. Lineage: Eukaryota; Metazoa; Mollusca; Gastropoda; Aplysiida; Aplysiidae. Gene Ontology annotation, biological process: dephosphorylation; lysosome organization. The record is from RefSeq and is a predicted model, not a curated record. Gene Ontology annotation, cellular component: lysosome. Gene Ontology annotation, molecular function: acid phosphatase activity.